Messenger RNA from Closterium sp. Naga37s-1, 6519 nucleotides. The record is from the annotation of a GenBank genome assembly. NCBI's taxonomy places the organism in Eukaryota, Viridiplantae, Streptophyta, Zygnematophyceae, Desmidiales, Closteriaceae.
AUGGUGUGCGAUCCCGUGUCGGGCAGGGUGGUGGGGCUGUCGCUGCCGGAGAUGGGGCUGUCGGGGCAGCUGCCGGGGGAGAUGGCGCAGAUGAGCGACGUCACGAGCAUCGAGGUGCCGCGGAACUAUUUGCAAGGGGAUAUCCCCAACACCAUCAACAACCUCGGCAAACUCCAGGUGGCGGACCUGGCGGGCAACGCCAUAAGCGGGCAGAUCCCGGACCUGUCGCCCAUGCGCGCGCUGCGCGUGCUGCUGCUGGACGGCAACCAAUUGCAGGACGCCGUGCCCUACACCAUCACCGCGCUCUCCAACCUAGAGCAGCUGGGUCUGAGCAGCAACACCCUGGCCGGCGCACUGCCGUCCUCGCUGUCAGCGCUGACGCGGCUGACGUGGCUGCGCGUGGACAGCAACCAGCUCGUGGGGCCGCUGCCGCCCGGGCUGGCGGCCAUGGCGAGCGCGCCUGGCGCCGUGUUCAACCUCACUGCCAACGACCCAAGCCUGUGCGGCACGGAGCCAUGUCCCGGUGUGGCACUAACACCACCACCUGACGCGCCCCCCCCGACACUUGCCGCGCCCUCUGCCGCUCCCCCUUCCCUCCCCCCACCACUCGCUUCCCCCUCGACUCCCGCUCCACAAUCCCCCCCAAGCGCUCCCCCUCCCACAAACGCACCCCCCCCCGACUCCUCUCCGCCUUCCUCCCCUUCCCCCGCGCCAACCUCUCCCCCUUCCACGCCCCCGCCUAGCCCGCCCGUGACUCCCACCCCGCCCUCAUCCCCUUCGCCCUCUCUCUCUUCCCCCCCUCCUUCUGAACCCUCCUCAUCACCCUCAUCCCCCUCGUCCUCCUCACCCCCCUCCUCCUCCUCCACCCCUCCCACCUCCUCCACAUCUGCUGUUUCGGAAUCAUCAUCUAUCCCACCACCUAACACCACCACCACCACCACCACCACCACUGGCACCAGCAGCAGCACCACCAGCAGCGGCGGCGACAGCGGAGGGAGUGGUGGCAUAAGCGUGGGCGUGGUGGUGGGGAUCAUAGCAGCGGUGGCAGUGCUAGCCAUAGCUCUCCUCCUCUUCGCGUUCCUCUGCCUGCGCAAGCCCAAGCACCCCUCCGCCCCCUCUUCCGCCUCUGCUACAGCCACCGUUGCAGCAGUAGGAGGUGCAGGUGCUGGUGCUGGGGGGGCGAGGGGGAAUGAUGCGGAUGAGAAGGGGCAAGAGGGGAGGAUGGAGAGGGGGGAGUUGCCGAUAACGGGCUCUUUUAUCAAGUACCUCCCCCCUCAGCAUGCGGUUUCGUCUGCCCCCCCUCCGCCGCCUUCCCCUGCUGUUCAGCCGGGAGGGGGGGAUAGGGGCCGCCCUGCACCCGCUGCAGAGGGGGAAGGGGGGGAGCAGGGGAAGAAGGGGAAGCGGGACGGGGGGGGAAGUGGGAGGCGAGGAGGAGAGGGGGAGAAGGGGAAGGGAAGAAAGUCAGGGGGCGGGGUGGAGGGGACUAGCGCAGGUGAAGGUGCUGCUGGUGGUGCUGGUGGUGCUGCUGGUGCUGCUGGUGCUGCUGGUAUUGGCGCUGGUAGCAUAUUGGCUGAUGCUCCCGGUGGUGCUACUGGUGGUGCUGCUACUACUGCUGUUGCUGCUAUCGCUGCUGCUGGAAUGGCUGCUGGCGCUGCUGCUGCUGUUGUUGCUGGUGCCGGUGUGGAUGAAGCGGAAAGCGGAAUGGGAAUGGGCAUGGGCAUGGAGGAUGGGAGGGAUGAGGAGGAGGCUGCAGAUCAUGGUUUUGGCAGGGAGAAGGACAGUGAGACAGGGCUGCUGCUUCCGCCUCUCCCGCCCCCUGCCAUCCCCUUCACCGCCUCCUCCCCCUUGCUCGCCCCCAUCCCUCCUCCGCCCAUCCCCACAUCUUCUCCUGUAUCUGCCACCGCUACUGCUGCAGCUGCUGCUGCUUCAGCUGCUGCUGCUUCAGCUGCUGCUGCUUCAGCUGCUGCUGUAUCACCAAGGCAUGGCGUGCCGUCACGUGCUGAUCCUUCUGCUGCUCUCCCCUCUUCUCCCUCAGCUCUCUCUGCUCCCUCUGCGGCACUGCAAGGCACCUCGCCUCGCUCCAUCCCAUCCUCCUCCUCCCACACCCCGUCUCCCAAGCCCACGCCUCUUCCCUCAUCCGCCACCCCAUCUCCCCCCAUCGUCAUCCCCCCUGUCGUCCCGCUGCCUUCCCUUCGCUCCCUUGCCCACCACCGCUCCCCCCUCCUCGCCUCCCAGGCAGCAGCAGCAGCAGCAGCGGGGGGAGCAGGGGGGGUAGGGAUGCAACCACACACCCCGCCUUCUUACUUUCUUUCUGGAAGUCCCAAGUCCGGGUCCCCUCACACGCCCUCCUCGCUUCUCCCGCCUGCUGCACUCCCUGAUUCCGCCACUGCUGCUGCUGCUGCUGCCGGCGUUGCUGCCGUUGGCACAGCAGCAGCGGUUGGGUUGCGAGGGGCAUCGAUUGAAGAAGGUGCAGGGGAGGCAGGGACAGGAGAAACUGGGGCAGCAGCGGCAGCAGCGGCUGCAGGGGCAGCAGUUGCAGUGGCAUCUAGCCGUUUGCCAACGUAUGGCGGCGCGGGUCGGGCUUUAAGAGCCGCCGAUCUAGAAGGGGAUAGUGAGAGUGGAGCGGAGGGAGGAGGGAGAAAAGGGGGAGGAGUGGGAGGAGGGGUGUGGAGCAGUGGUGAGGAUGAGAGCAGCACGUGGAGUGAGAGCGACGGGAGUGUGAUCGAGGGGAGGAGAGGGAAGCUAGGCCGCUCUGUGUCAGAGGUCAGUGGGAGAACGUGGGCCGCUGGAGGAGCGAGAGGGGGAGGAGGAGACAGCAGGGAAACAGCAUCAGAAGCAGCAACAGGAGAAGGCGGAGGAGGAGGAGCAGGAGCAGGAGCGUCGGUUGGUGGGGUUGGGAAUGCGGAGGGAGACGAGGCGAGCAGUGAGGAGAGCGAGAGCGGUGGGAGCGGCAAGGGAGUGGCGGAGAAGGUGUUUUCGUUGGCAGAGCUGGCUCUCGCCACCAAUGACUUUGGGCGGCAGGGGCAGAGGAACCUGCUGGGCGCAGGGAGGCAUGGUGUGGUGUACAAGGCGCGCCUGCCAGACGGCACUACGGUGGCUGUGAAGCGACUCACCAACUGCAAUCCGGACCAGUCAGAGCGGGAGUUUCGGUUCGAAGCAGAGGCAGUGGCGCGGGCGCGGCACCCCAACAUAGUGGCGCUGCUGGGGUGCUGCGCCGAGGGCUUUGAACGCCUUCUCGUCUCCGAGUUCGUCCCCAACGGCACCCUGCACUCCUGGCUGCACGCCCCUGCUGCUGCUUCUGCUACUGCUGCUGGUCCUCCUGGUUCUGCAACUGCUGCUGCUGGUGCUGAUGCUGGUGCGGGGGAAUCUGCUGCGUGUGCGCCGCUGGAUUGGAAGCUGCGCGUUCACAUCGCCCUGGGAUGUGCCCGCGGCCUAUCAUACCUGCACGAGGGAGCAGACGUGCGGGUGGUGCACCGGGACGUGAAGGCAUUGAACGUGCUGCUGGACGCGCAGUGGAACCCCAAGCUCGCUGACUUCGCCCUCCCCGCCAUCUCCGGCCGCCUCCACUCCCACGCGCCCUCGCGCCUCCUCGGCACCGUCGGGUACGUGGCGCCAGAGUACAUCAACACGGGGCUGCUCACGGAGCGCAGUGACGUGUACAGCUUCGGAAUGCUGCUGCUGGAGCUCGUGGCAGGCCGCAAGCCCAUCGACACACACCUCCCACCGGAACAGGUGGACAUAGUGCGGUGGGUGAAGCGGCUGGCAGCAGAGAACCGACUGGCAGAGGCAGUGGAUGGGCGGAUAGCGGGGCAGGCGGGCGCGGACGAGGUGGAGUACGUGGUGGGCGUGGCGCUGCGCUGCGUGGACGGGAACGCCCUCAAGCGCCCGCGCAUGCGGCAGGUCGUGGCCAUGCUGGAGACAGAGGACCCCACACUGCGAGACGGAUGGGUGGCGCGGCGGCCAACCAUGCUCUCCUCGCGCUCCAUGCGCGACCACAGCCCCACAUGGCACGUGGGACCCCAUGUGCCGCACUCCUCCUCCCACUCCUCCUCCCCCUCCGCCGCCUUCUCCCGCGCCAGCCCGCACGCCCACAACACCUACAGCCCGCACUACCUGCAACACCUGCAGCAGCAGCACCACCACCAACAAUACCAAUACCACUCCUCCAACACCCCGACUUCGGCGCCGCACCCCUACCGCUCCGCCUCCUCCUCUGCCUCGCGCGGGCCCCUGUCAGCCAGCCCGCGGCAGUAUAUUGGUGUGGGCGUUGGCCUGAGCUCCACCAGCCCCUCUGCUCCUGAUGUUGCCGGUAUGAUUGCAUCAGCUGCGCUUAAAGCAGGCGGGAUGGUGCCAGUGGGGGGUGUUAGUGGCACAAGCAGCAGCAGCAGCCCGGGUGGAGUGGGGUAUGCUGUGGGGGGAGGCAUUGUGGGGGGCAGUCCAGGCAAGUACAGCAGCCCUGGGGGGAAAUAUAACAGCCCCGGGAAAUACGGAAGCCCUGGGAAAUACGGGAGUCCCGGUAGCGCAACUGGCAGUAUGUCCAGUGCUGCUGCUGCCGCUGCUGGUGCUGGUGCUGCGGGCACAUACUCUCCAGCCGCCCCUAUUCCUGUGCAUGCUGGGUUACGCACGAGCAGUGUGAGUCCCACAGCUGGAUCUCUUGGCAGUGGCAGCGCCACUGGCAGCAGCCCUUCUGCUAGGGCGCUAGCAGGGAUAGGAGGAGGCACAGGGGCUAGUCCUGGGAGUGGCACUGGCAGUGCGAGUAUGUACACUGGUAGGAGUCCCAGGAGGUUUGACGGGGGUGUGGGGCAAAGUGGUGGUGGGGAGGGUGGGUGGGGAGCAGGUGAGCCCUCUGCUGCCGUUCUAGUGCCCUUCCCCACUCCUUCCCCAUAUCCUGCACCUCGGCCCUCCGGUGCCAUUCUCGUGCCGCUCUUCCGUCCCCCCUCCAACUGGGAGCAAGCUAAUCUGCGCACGUCCAUUCCAGAGAGCAUCAGCGUCCUCUCGCGCCUCACUCUGCUCGACCUAGGCGACACACUGCUGUAUGGAUCCCUACCCAGCACCAUGAGCACUCUAUCGACCCUGCAGGACCUGAGCCUGGGGCGCAACUCUCUCUUUGGGAGCAUUCCUGCAUGGAUCGCCAACUUGACCGCACUCACUGCUCUGCGGCUGGACAGGAAUGGGUUCACAGGCAGCGUGCCAUCAGAGCUAGCCACACUCACCAACCUGCGCACUCUGAGGCUGGGAAUCAACGACAUCACAGGGCAACUACCUGAUGCCUUCAGCGCCCUCACCAACCUCAACACAUUAGGGUUGGCAGAUACGCAGCUGACAGGCCCAGUGCCUGGCUUCUCCCGCAUGCCAUCCCUCACCGAACUCCACCUGGCAGGGGACAUGGCUUGCCCCGGGAGCUUCAGCGGGUGCGCAGUGGAGUGCGGGCCGGACAUGUACCUAAAGUGCUUUCCCUUCUGCAACUUCUGCUUUGCUGGCAGUGCCCCCCCGCCCGUUCCUCCUGUCACGGGCUCUGGUGAAUUGGAUAGUAGCAGCAGUGGCAUCAGCAACAGCAACAGCAACAGCAACAGCAGUGGUGGGAGUGGUGGCAGCAGCAGCAGUGGGUUGUCAGCGGGUGCAAUUGUGGGGCUGGCUGCUGCGUGCGCGUGUUUGGUGGUGGCCCUGGUGCUGCUGGUGCUGCUGCUGGUGCAGAGGAGGAAGAAGAGAGGAUCGAAGCAGAAUUCGUCUCCUGCAAUCUCACCAGUAACAUCCGCAGCAGGCGCCGCCGCCGCAGCAGCAUCCGGAGCAGCAGCAGCAGCAGCAGCAGCAGCAGGGGGAGCAGGGGGACGCGCAUCACCAGACAGGCCGAUCCGAGAGCUCACCAUGGGAGAUGUGAAGGUGGCAACGGACAACUGGGCAAGAAGUGGCCGCAUGGUGACACGGGGCUCGUUUGAUGUGUACCGGGGGUUCGACCCCAGCAACCCUGCUGUGCCGUGGGCUGUGUGCCGCGCUCGCGUGCUCUCCUACACGUUCCGGCAGUCGGCCCAUAUAGUGGACUAUGGAUUCAUCAAGUCAACCCAGCAGGGCACGGUGGACAGGGACAGGGCGGUGGGCACACCAGGCUAUCUCGACCCUGCCUAUGCCAAGUCGCUCACUGCUGCACCCUCUGCUGACGUGUACAGUUUCGGGGUGGUGAUUCUGGAGGUGGUGUCAGGGCACAAGUGCUUCUUCCGGGAUGGGGACAGGCUUGUACCCCUCCCUCAGUGGGCAUCCCAAAAGGUGGACAGUAACACACUCAUGGAGGUGUGUGAAGCGUCUUUACACAUCCCCACGGACACAGCACAGGACCUUGUGCUGCUUGCCCUGCGCUGCACCGCCAUUGAUCCAGACCUGCGCCCCACCAUGGCUGAAGUGGCGCUGGAGUUGGAUGUGGUGGUGGAGCGGUGCCGAGCGGUGCAGAUGGGAGGGGAGAGGGACCAUGCUGUGGUUGAUGUGCAGGAAGAGCAGGAAGGUGAUGAUGGCGUGGACCCAAGAUAA